CCCGUUCCCACCUCUGACGCCCCGGAUACCACGCGACCGCUCUACUCCAUUCGCGCUACGCGGAUCUCAUCCUAUCUCCAAUUCCAAACAGUUUCUCGUCGGGGACUCCCUAGAUCAGGUCUUACACUUGACUAUCCGUGGAUACUCAGCUUCAGUCGUCGGCCAUAGCGGGUUUGGCACACGAUUGCAGAGGGCCGGAGGCCGUGGCCUCUGUGGGUGUUGUUGCAUGAAGCCACCCCGUUUCUCACAUCGUCAGGAGACCAUCCCUUUCGCCACGAUUACCAUCCCAAAUGCUUCCGAUACACUCGUUCUCGUCCAAAGGCAAGAUGGAGCGGUACCCGUAUACCAAUGGCCACACGGGUGCCUACCCCAUGGGAGGCAAAUCCUUUUCCAUUCAUCCAAAUAGAUUCCAGCCUCGAUCGCACACAGCUUUACGGAGAAGACGCGGUUUCUUGAUACGACUCGCCGCCCUCGCCUCGUUGGGCUUCCUCCUCCUCCUCCUGAUAUUCCCCUCGCUUCGAUACACCCUCCUUCCCGCCGUUUCGCUCGGCCUGUUUUCCGGCACCCCUGACCUCCAGCUGGAAACCGUACGAUAUUACGACUUGAGCAACGUUCAAGGCAGCGCGCGAGGAUGGGAGCGCGAGGAGCGCAUCCUCCUGUGUGCACCGCUUCGUGACGCAGCACCUCACCUCCCCAUGUUCUUCAGCCACCUCCGAAACUUGACGUACCCGCACAAGUUGAUCGACCUCGCCUUCCUCGUGGGCGACUCGAAAGACAACACUAUGGACUUGCUUACGGAAUUGUUGGAGGGGUUACAGGACGACCCAGACCCGAAGCAAACGUUCGGCGAGAUCAGCAUCAUGGAGAAAGAUUUCGGCCAGAAAGUGGAUCAAGAUGUCGAGUCCCGACACGGAUUUGCGGCGCAAGCGGGUCGACGGAAGAGUAUGGCGCAGGCACGGAAUUGGUUGCUGAGUGCGGCGCUGAGGCCCGUUCAUAGCUGGGUGUACUGGAGAGAUGUGGAUGUGGAGACGGCGCCGUUUACGAUCCUAGAAGAUCUAAUGCGUCACAAUAAGGAUGUGAUUGUCCCCAAUGUUUGGCGACCCCUCCCCGACUGGCUAGGCGGCGAGCAACCAUACGAUCUGAACUCUUGGCAAGAAUCGGAUACGGCGUUGGAGCUUGCUAAGACGUUGGAUGAAGAUGCUGUCAUUGUCGAAGGAUACGCGGAGUAUGCGACAUGGCGACCCCAUUUGGCCUACCUCCGAGACCCAUAUGGCGAUCCCGACAUGGAGAUGGACCUGGAUGGAGUUGGGGGUGUCAGCAUCCUUGCAAAGGCUCGCGUCUUUAGAACCGGAGUCCACUUUCCCGCGUUCAGCUUCGAGCGACAUGCAGAAACCGAAGGGUUUGGAAAGAUGGCCAAGCGCAUGAAAUACAGCGUCGUGGGGCUUCCGCACUAUACCAUCUGGCAUCUCUAUGAGCCCUCCGUCGAUGAUAUUCGGCAUAUGGAAGAGAUGAAGGCCGAGCUUGAAGAGGAGCGGAAGAAAGAGCAGGAGGAGAAAGAACGGAUUGAAAAGAUCCAAGAUCAGUUCGAGACCUCGGACGGGCAAUGGAAAGCAGACAUGGCAGUCAUUAAAGAAGUGCAGAGGGAGGAGGAAAACGCUCAGAAGGCAAAGGAGGACGCUCAGAAGGCAAAGGCGGUCCGCGAGGAAUCGGAGACGCGCGAGGCGGAGAAGUUGCCGGGGAAAAGGCGCUCAAACCAGCCGGGAGCCGCGGCAGGGCCAGAGGAUAAUGAUGAUGGUCAGGACGAUGCAUCGAACGAGCUGGAAAAGCCGGGAUCGGGUUGAGGAAACGUGGUAGAAGAGAAGGACUAGGAUUCCUUUGGAAUGUAAUAUUUACUGUUCUCAUGAUGCAUAUCCCGGGUUCACAAUCAUCCGGUCGCCUGGACUGCAUCCGAACCGUUUGUUUCGCCGAAUAUCCAUUAUUUAGACAGCACUGCAAAACGGCGUAACAAAGGAAAGCACUGAAUGUGCAUAUCAUGUCGUGGGUUUGGUUUCAUCCAGCAGCUUUCAUCGGGGGUCGCUGAGGAGUCUGUCCCGUCUGACAUUGGGACUCAGCUGGACUGGGCGAUCACGGCGAUCAAGGCGUUCAUCGGGUACAUGGGGCUCAUUGGAGAUAGGAAUCGGAAUGUUGCACCGUUUGGAAAGCUAUUGAUCAAC
This is a messenger RNA of Eremomyces bilateralis CBS 781.70, 2213 nucleotides long. Its product is annotated as vanadate resistance protein. The record is from RefSeq and is a predicted model, not a curated record. Gene Ontology annotation, molecular function: alpha-1,6-mannosyltransferase activity. The transcript has 5 exons. Lineage: Eukaryota; Fungi; Ascomycota; Dothideomycetes; Eremomycetales; Eremomycetaceae. The coding region runs from base 291 to 1841 and encodes 516 amino acids. Gene Ontology annotation, biological process: protein N-linked glycosylation; cell wall mannoprotein biosynthetic process. Gene Ontology annotation, cellular component: mannan polymerase complex.